This is a messenger RNA of Linum tenue, 1608 nucleotides long. The record is from the annotation of a GenBank genome assembly. NCBI's taxonomy places the organism in Eukaryota, Viridiplantae, Streptophyta, Magnoliopsida, Malpighiales, Linaceae.
AUGGAUAGCAGCAGCAGCAGCCACCUUCCUCUUCCCCUGCUUUUGUCAUCAUUCCUACUCAUCACCGUCUCCUCCACCAUCUUUCUCCUCCUCAAACUGUGGAAGGAAGUCUCAGAACAGCAUGAAUCGGCGGCGCCGCCACUUCCUCUUCCCCCAGGACCCAGAAAGCUUCCCAUCAUCGGAAACCUGCACAACCUCUCCGGCUCCAAGCUUCCCCACCACCGCCUCCUCGAGCUGGCCAACGCACACGGCCCUCUGAUGCACCUCCAGCUCGGCCAGCUCCAAACCAUCGUCGUCUCCUCCGCGGAGACGGCGAAACAAGUCUACAGGACCCACGACCUCACCUUCUCCAACCGCCCGCGUCUCCUCCUCGUCGAUAUCAUAUUCCGCAACCGCGACCUCGCCUUCGCCCCCUACGGCGAGUACUGGCGCCAGCUCAGGAAGCUGUGCGUCCUGGAGCUGCUCAGCGCCAAGAGGGUCCACUCUUUCGGCCCCAUCAGCAUUGUCGUCGUCAGGGAACAGGAAGUGUCUCGCUUGGUCGACGACGUUCGCUGCUGCAAGAGAGGCGCGGCGGUCAACAUUAGCGCGAUGAUUUUCUCACUAACGUACCGGAUCAUAUCGAGGGCUGCGUUCGGGAAGCCGUACAAGGAGCUGGAGUCGUCGUUCGUGCAACUGACCAUGGAGAUGAUCGAGAUCGGGAGUGGGUUCGGUGUUGCUGAUGUGUUCCCGUCUUGGGAACUCCUCCUGCUCGUCACCGGGGUUCGAUCCAGAUUGCAGAAAUUGAAGCGGGAAUCGGACCGGAUACUCCACAGCAUAAUAGAGGAGCACAGAGCAGCAGCCAAAGCAGGGGAGAGUGUGAAGGAGGAGGAGGAAGAUCUUGUGGAUGUUCUGUUCAAGGUUCAGCAAAAUGGAGACCUUGGGUUCAAACUAACCACUGAAAGUCAAUAUACUAACUUACCUCUUAAAACAAACAAUUGUGAUUCUUUUUUGCAGGAACUUUUUUUCGCAGGAAGCGAGACUUCAUCGACAGCACUGGAAUGGGCCAUGUCGGAGCUGGUUAGAGACGAAAGAGUGAUGAAGAAGGCACAAGACGAGAUUAGGGCGGUGUUUGGGAAGAGAGGGGAGGUUGAGGAAACGGGGAUUCACGAACUGAAUUACCUGAAGAUGGUGAUCAAAGAAAGCCUGAGGCUGCACCCUCCGCUGCCUCUGCUUGCCCCUAGAGAGUCUCGGGAGCAGUGCGAGUUGGGAGGGUACGGAAUCCCGGAGAAGACCAAGGUGAUAGUGAAUGCAUGGGCCAUCGGGAGGGAUCCAAAGUACUGGAGUGAACCCGAGAGAUUCUAUCCGGAGAGGUUCUUGGAUGCAACAAGUGUCGAUUACAAGGGGAAUGAUUUCGAGUUCAUUCCGUUUGGUGCCGGAAGGAGGGUCUGUCCUGGAAUAUCAUUCAGUAUAUCUAGUGUGGAGACUGCGCUCGCUAAUUUGCUGUUCCAUUUUGAUUGGAAGCUUCCUCAAGGGAUGAAGCCUGAAAGCCUGGACAUGGAUAAACUAUUUGGUGCUACGAUUAGGAGGAAAAAUGAUCUACACUUGAUUCCAACAGUUUGGCAGCCAUGA